Gaeumannomyces tritici R3-111a-1 is the source of this 177-nucleotide messenger RNA. RefSeq lists its product as hypothetical. NCBI's taxonomy places the organism in Eukaryota, Fungi, Ascomycota, Sordariomycetes, Magnaporthales, Magnaporthaceae. The transcript has 2 exons. The record is from RefSeq and is a predicted model, not a curated record. The coding region runs from base 1 to 177 and encodes 58 amino acids.
AUGGGUGGCGGGCGACGCGCACAGUGGCCGUCGGUCAAGAUCAGGGUCCAACAUCGAGAUACCGCCUGGCAGUCGAUGGUCGUCGGGGAUGAUGCGGGGUCAGAGUCAGUGGCAAUAAAAUAUCUUGCUCCGGCAUGCGGAGGUAGGGCCGAGUGGGACGAGAAGGGAAACGAGUAA